This is a messenger RNA of Thalassophryne amazonica, 2295 nucleotides long. RefSeq names its product BICD family like cargo adaptor 1 (gene bicdl1). Lineage: Eukaryota; Metazoa; Chordata; Actinopteri; Batrachoidiformes; Batrachoididae. Gene Ontology annotation, biological process: vesicle transport along microtubule; Golgi to secretory granule transport. The record is from RefSeq and is a predicted model, not a curated record. Bases 227 to 1873 code for a protein of 548 amino acids. The transcript has 12 exons.
CGCGUUUGGACCAGAGAGAGGAGGAGCGGCUCAGGAAGCUGACACACACACAGGAACAGACACACACAGGGACAGACACACAGACAGACAGGGACAGACAGCUGUUUUCAGUCUCGCCGGGUUGUUGUGGAGGAUUUCCCUCGGUGAUGGAUGACUUGUCGAUCAGCAGCCGCUGUCCUCAGCCUGGUCCUGUCCCGGCGGAGUGAACACGCUGAUCUUCUCGGCCAUGUCCGCUUCCGGCCUCGACCUGCUUUCAGCACCACUGGAGCUGGACAGCGACAGCCUGGAGCCCCGGGCCGCCGCUCCGGGGACGGACGGCUCCGUGGGUCUGGGCUCGGUCCUGGAGGAGGAGCUGGCGGCUCUGAGCGGGGAGCAGCAACCGCACGAGGAGGCGCCCGACCUGCUGUCGCUGUUCCGCCAGAAGGAGAAGGACCUGGUUCUCGCUGCUAAACUCGGCAAAGCGCUGCUGGAGAGGAACCAGGACCUGAACAAGCAAUACGAGAACAUGCACAAAGAUCUCAACGACAAGUUAGAGCACUUGGAGCAGGAGAAGCAUGAGUUGCGUCGACGUCUGGAAAGUCGAGAGGGGGAGUGGGAGAGCCGCGUAGCCGAAUUGGAGACAGACGUCCAGCAGCUCCAGGGUGAACUGGAGCGCCACCAGGUCCAGCUGAGGGAAAUCGAGAAGGACAGAACGAAGGCCAUCACUGAACUCUCCGACCAGAAUCACAGACUGCUGGAGCAACUCAGUAGGGCUGCAGAAGUGGAGAGGCAGCUGUCUACUCAGGUCCAUUCAUUACAGGACGAUUUCAGGGAGAAGAGUUUGUCUACGAACCAGCACAUGACUCGACUGGAGACUCUACAGGCUGAGCAAGGGCUAGAAAUUAAGAUGCUGUCAGAGCGGAAGGUGGAGCUGGAGUGCCGUGUGCAUGCCGUGCUGGAGGAGAACGAGCUGCUGCAUAACACGAUGGACGACCUCCGAGAGAGGACGCUGAUUUUGGAGAAGAAGUGUCACGAGAAGGACAUGCAGCUGCGACAGAGCCAGCUGGAGCUCCAGGAGGUUCAGGUAUCUCACAGGCAGCUGACCACCCGGCUGGAGGAGCUGACGGAGGAGCACAGCCUCCAAACCUUCAGACCGCACCCGUCCAACCUGCUGUGUGAGAUCGAGCAGAGCAUGGAGCAGGAGGAGCAGGAGCAGGAGCGGGAGCAGAUGCGUCUCCAGCUGUGGGAGGCCUACUGCGAAGUUCGCUCGCUCUGCUCACAUCUCCGAGGAAAUGACGUUACAGACUCCGCACUGUCCACCGACUCAUCCAUGGAUGAAUCCUCAGAGACAUCUUCAGCCAAGGAUGUGCCUAUCGGGAGCCUCCACACCAGCCUGCUGGAGCUGAGGAGGCUGACACAGAAUCUGCUGGAUGGAAACGAGUCCACGGGUUCCCCACGCAGUGACGAGGAGGCUCUGGAGGAGCAGGUAAAGAAGCUGGGAGAGGAGCUGAAGGACAUCAGGGAGCUCUAUGUAGCCGAGCAGGACAAAACACAAAGCAAAGAAAAGGAGCUGCUGCAGCUGCACAAUCAGAUGGCGCUGCUCACUGUAGAGAUUUGUUCUCUCCGGGAGGAGAACGAGAGGAUAAGAACAAUGGUAGAAGUUAAAGAACCCAGCGAGCAGCUACAGAGUGCAAUCAGAGACAGAGACGAUGCCAUCGCCAAAAAGAAGGCGGUGGAGAUGGAGCUGGCAAAAUGUAAAAUAGACAUCAUGUCUCUGAACAGUCAGCUACUGGACGCCAUCCAGCAGAAGCUCAACUUGUCACAGCAGCUGGAGGCCUGGCAGUUUGCCUCCUCAGGGCUCUUUACUGUUUGGCUGUUGUGGUUUCUGAUCUAGUGGCCUUUCUCAGCUUCCGUACCACCCUCUCUCCCCUGUGGUACCUCCCCCCUCCUGCCUUAAGAGGAUGACAUGCACAGAGUGAUCAACCAGCAGCUGAUGGACAAGCACCAGGAAGAGUGGUGCUCUCGGCCAUCCUCACUGUUGGGGCCGUCCAGGGUGCACAGCGGCCAGCCGACCAGACAAGCUCACCGCCUCUCUGACCGAGACAGGAGACUUUUCUCUUUUUUCAAAAAGAACUGAGCCCUGAUGGAUGGACCCAGAGACAGGAGAGAGCAACAGCACAGUGCAGGGGUAAUGAACGCUGCCAAAGACGGGCAGCAGCACACACGCAGGGUUUGGGGCGGAGUCAUUUUGCACUUUACAUGUCCCAUUACAAGUCUGAUGGUGCCCCAUAGAUGAAUAAAAAAUGUGGGUCUGUG